Molecule: messenger RNA, 952 nt
Organism: Gastrolobium bilobum
Lineage: Eukaryota; Viridiplantae; Streptophyta; Magnoliopsida; Fabales; Fabaceae
Product: small ribosomal subunit protein eS26z-like
Exons: 5
Coding region: 117-506 (129 amino acids)
Biological process (GO): translation
Cellular component (GO): cytosolic small ribosomal subunit; ribosome
Molecular function (GO): structural constituent of ribosome; mRNA binding
Source: RefSeq, a predicted model, not a curated record
GGAAAACUUAAAAACCAAAAUAUUUAGGCUUUGGUGUGAGCUGCGAUAUAAAAGCCCUUCGAGCCAUUUUCAGAAUCAGCAGCGGAGAACCCUAAUUUGCCCGAGUGUUAUUCACCAUGACAUUCAAGCGCAGGAACGGAGGUCGCAACAAGCAUGGUCGUGGCCAUGUAAAGUUCAUCAGGUGCUCCAACUGCGGCAAAUGCUGCCCCAAGGACAAGAGCAUCAAAAGAUUUUUAGUCCGAAACAUUGUAGAACAGGCUGCCGUUAGAGAUGUGCAAGAGGCUUGUGUGUAUGAACAAUACACUCUCCCUAAAUUGUAUGUGAAAAUGCAAUAUUGCGUCUCAUGUGCUAUCCACUCUCAUGUUGUGCGCGUUCGAUCACGCACAAACAGGAGGAAGCGUGAGCCUCCACAGCGUUUCAUCAGGCGCAGGGAUGAUGCCCCAAGGCCAGGUCAGCCCGGUCAAGCACCUCGUCCUGCAGGUGCAGGAGCUCCUGCCCGUGCUUGAAAGCAAAUAUUAAGAUUUUUGGUCUUGUUGGAUCAGUUUCAUAUGAUAAACCGAAUUUCUUUGCUGCUUGAAUUUUGAAAUUUCAGUUUUUUUAGGGAUAUUAUGUUUUCUUCUAUUUGUAUGCUUUAUUCCAUGGGUGAUACCUACAUUUUCAAUUGUUAUAAUUUGGUGGUUUUGAUGAGAAUGGACCUUGAUUUAGCCGACUAUUUUGUGAACUAAUAGAAGCUAGACUUGGCACAGCUUAACAAUGACUGGUCAGUUCAAAAUGAGAGAUUAUGAAGCAAACAGAGGAACAACUGUGAGUAAUGUCUUUGCUUAGCAAUUUCUCGUUUCCUAAAAUAUGUUGAAGAUGCGCCUCCUUACCUGGUUGGUUGGAACAGCAGUCAGCUCAGUAGUUUCCUUUUAUUGUAUGUUGGAGAAUUUCCUCCUCACUCUACAGUCUACCC